This is a messenger RNA of Cheilinus undulatus (humphead wrasse), 5799 nucleotides long. Its product is annotated as TOG array regulator of axonemal microtubules protein 1. The record is from RefSeq and is a predicted model, not a curated record. Bases 348 to 4823 code for a protein of 1491 amino acids. Gene Ontology annotation, molecular function: microtubule binding. The transcript has 23 exons. Gene Ontology annotation, cellular component: cilium; cytoplasmic microtubule. NCBI's taxonomy places the organism in Eukaryota, Metazoa, Chordata, Actinopteri, Labriformes, Labridae. Gene Ontology annotation, biological process: microtubule cytoskeleton organization.
UCAGUGUGUGCGUGUGUGGGCUGCUCUCUGUGCGAAUACCUCCGUAGGUUACAAACAUUCAACACUCCGGACUCCAGCGAAAAACAGCCGUGGAAAAUGUUUGGACCUGGAGAACUAUAGCUGCCGCAACGUGACAUGGAAAUUUUGACGACGUAACAUUAGUCUCUCUAAGCUCGAUCGAAGGACGAGGAGCUAUGCGAGCUUGACAAACAGAUGAGUGGUUUCCAUCACCAACCACUCAGGAUGAAAGCACAAAGUGAAGAGGAGGAAUAUUAUCAUCCUCAUCGGAUUAUCUUUGCGCAUUUGGUUUCUCAAAUUUGAACCAAAUUCACAAAACAACAUCAAAAAUGAUACCAGGAUUGAUCACCCAGGAGUUACACCAGCAGCUCCUGGACCUGAAGAAUUACCAAAAUCGCACAAAUGGAGUUGAAGAGCUCAAACAUAUACUGUCAGAGGUGGAUAUGAAAUCAGUCCCUUCUGGUAGUAUUGAGGAGCUAAUCCACUUCUUCCCUAGACUUCUGGAUGACAGUAAUUUCAAAGUAUUUUACGGCACUUUACAAAUUUUAAAUAUACUCAUUCAGAAGCUAGGUAAAUGUGUCGACAGAUAUUUCAAACAGAUAGUCUUAGUUGCUCUGAAGGCUCUUGGGGACACCCGUGCUGUCACCAAAAUUGAGUAUAUGAAUGUGUUUCAUCAGCUGAUGAAAACUAUACCACCGCAGCAAAUACUGGAUCUUGUCAUUGGCAACUUGAAACACAAGAAUUCAAGGGUCCGAGAGGAUGUACUCAAUAUCAUUAUGGCUGCUCUGCUCACUCAUCCUAGGAAAGAUUUCAACAUCCCUAAGCUUUGUUUUGAAGUAGCACCCUAUCUGGCAGACAGCAAGAGGAAAGUCCGCCACGCUGCUCUUGAGCUGUUUGCUGUCUUUGACUGUUGUCUUGAAACAGGGAAAAGGCAGCCUCUUAUGAAAGCUGUAGACAUGGUUGAACUUAAUGAGGACGCAGAGGGUCUCAUGGCAGCUGUACAGGCAAGGAGAGCAAGGCAUGUCCUUCCAAAACUCUCCUCGGAUGGGACAGUGGAGUAUGGCUUGGUGAUGCCGAAACCAGGGCAGCGGUCCUCCUUUCAGAAUGGCUCUGGGGCCGACCUGGAUUGGGUGAUGAAUGGAGGACGGACAAGCAGUGCCAGGAGUCACCGAACUGAUUCAGACUGUGAGCGAUUUUACAGCUAUGGCAGCUUAGGUUCCCUCACUGACGACCUUCCUCUUCAAAGGAGGAUUGUAAGUGCAGGUAAAGGGAAGAACAAACUACCCUGGGAUAUGACAAGCUCCUCAUCCACAGAGACUGACCAGCAGUGUGGUACGCCUAAUGGAAAGAUCUCCGAACAGGCAGCCAUUGAAGAUUUCCCUCCCUCAUCCAGGAAGCUGAGUCCAGAUACCUAUGUACCCAGUUUCAGUUCUGCUGAGCCUCAGAAGCCACAAUCUGCCAGAAGAAGGGCAUCUCCUGCUCGUCUAAGAAGAAGUGGGAGCCUCAACUUGGACCCUGACAUAUUUAAAAACAACUUUUCUGACCCAGAUAUUGCGGCACCUAAGGGACGCAUGCUCUUAAGGAACCCGAGUGUUGAGCGCACUUUUUCUCUCCCAUCAAACCCAACAACAUCCGGCUCCUUCCUUCUGCCCUCCUACCCACUAGCUACACUCCCAGGAGGUGUGCUUACUCCAACGCUGUCCCGCCGUCGUGCAGAUUCAUCCCUCUCUAUGUCAAACACCUGGCCUAACAAGAGAGAGAACAGCCCCCACCCAUGGGACACCAGCCCUUGGAGAGAGACUGCAAGUGCAGCAAAAGGGGAGAAUAUUUCUAGCAGAGGCUCUCCUCUGCCUCUCCGUGCCUCCCUUGUGAGUUCUUCUUCCGCUUCAUCAUUCCGACGGGCACUGAGCAGUCCAAGAACUACCUUAUCUAUCUCACCAGUCAUGCCUACAGCAGAGCAGGUCCAAGCUCAUAACACCCAGAGAUCCAUUACACCAGGCAGUCCUCUGAAGCAGCUAGAAAGGGAUACUGAAAACAGCAGUCCAGCACAAGAUAUUCAAGAGGAUGAUCCACUGGAUUUGCAGGAGAUGCUGAACUCCUUGCGGUCACUGCGAAACAGUGCUGCCAAAAAGAGGGCAAAGGUGAGCCUAAGUAGUUCAGAUGCAGACCCAGACAGCCCUGACUCAGCUGUGAGGCUGGACCCUGGCCUGGACUCACCUUCACACACCUCUCCAAUGCCUUUGGAGAAAGACAGUGGAGAGAGCAGUCUGUCCAGUCUGAGUUCAGUUGCCAACUCCAGCUUCAAUGGCAUCAAAAGCCCCAGAAACUCGGCAUCUUCGGGAAUGAAACCCCGCAUUGCAAGAGUGCCUUCUGCAAAACUGAGGACUUCCGUUUCCACUGACUUCAGCAGCCUUCAAGGAUUGUCACAGAGAAAUGAAUUGUCAUCUGAGGUGGGUGUUGUUGGACAGAGAGUCACUUACUCCAAUGGAACAAUCAAACCUGAGGAAGAGAUGACAGGACCAUCCCCUCCUUUGGUCAAAGCAGCCGCACGUGAAUCAGUCAGAGCUCUAAAGCCUGCCAAAGGAUCUAGGAGCGACAGCAGCAGGAACUCACCUGCCACAGACAUGCCUGAAGGAGUCAUUGGAAGAGGCAUGUUUGGCACUGCAGUGUCCUGCAUUCAUCCAGGAGCUGCCUUGUCACUUGAGCAGCCUGAUUCUACAGCCAAACCCCCCACCGAUCCCUUAUCAGGCAUCUACAGUGAUGACAGCCCAUGCUCAGAUGAGGUUAAGCAGAGGGUGAAGAAUACAAGGUUUAGCCGGGACAGGAUGCGUCUGCAGGGUCUCGACCAGGAGGAGGAGCAGUUUAUUCAAAGGGACCAGACACGGGAGAAGAUUCGCCAUCGAGUCAGACAGAUGUUGUCUGACUCACCCACAGAGGAAAACAGAGCAUUGAUCAUCAAAGAUCUGCAUCUGAAUGGCAGCACACUGCCCACCACCAAAGCAGAGCCUCUCUCUGAUGAGUCUCCCAUCAGCCCCACCAGUCCUAUCAGCCCACCAGGACCUCAGAGCCCCCUCAAGUGCUUCACUCCACCCCACCAGCCGAGCCCCCCCACAGUGCCCCCCAACCCUAAAAAUCUGUCACGUGUUCGGAGGGCCCCCAGCCUCAGCAGAACAAGACCAUCGCUGUCUCACAGCUCAGAUGAGCUGUCUCCUGGUGCUGUGGGCCACAAGAAAAACCUGUCAGAUCCUCAGGAGCUGUGUCCGUUUUCCAAACCAGACUUGGCACUGACACAGAGUUUCAACCUGCUGAGCUCUGAAGACUGGGAGAAGAAGAUCGAGGGGCUGACAUUUUUACGCAGUCUGGCUCACUUCCACUCAGACACACUCCAAGGCAGGCUUCAUGAUAUCUGCCUUUGUCUUAUUCAAGAGGUGAAGAACCUGCGGUCAGGUGUGUCCAGGGUGGCAGUGUGCACACUGGGUGACCUGUACACACACCUGCAAAAGGCGAUGGACCAGGAGCUGGAGGGGACAGCUAAAGCUUUGCUGCAGAAAGCUGGCGAGACUAACGCCUUCAUCAGACAGGAUGUGGAUGCAGCUCUGGAGAGCAUGGUUCUGCAUUGCACACCGACUCGGAGCAUCAACGCGCUACUCUCUGGAGGACUCAGUCACCUCAAUGCAGUGGUAAGAAAAUGCACUGCCCAGCACCUGGCUAAUCUGGUGGAGAAGGUUGGUGCUGCCCGUCUUCUCUCUGGAGGUAAAGAUCUCACAGACAGAAUUUUACCUGCUGUUGCCAGACUUGCACAAGACUCCUCACAGGAAGCCAGGUACUUUGGGCGUCGGAUGCUGCUCUCUCUUUCAUCCCACCCUGACUUUGACAAGAUCCUGGAGAAAUAUAUCCCCACCAAAGACCUGCCAACUGUUAGAGACACCGUCUUCACUCUUAAAACCAAGGGUCUGGGUGAGAUGCCCCAAGACACCCAGUCAGCCAGGGGGAGACGCUCCCUCCCAGGCAGCGGUACAGUCAGGGCUUCAUCGCUCACCAGAGAGCCACUCAUUAACAGGGAGUCAAACAGCCAUUACGGCUGCAGAUCUCAGGUUCAGAGUAUUGCAGACAAAAGUGAAUACAUCAAGCAGAUCUCAGGUCUGCUGGGUUCAAAGGACUUCAGAGAAAGGAUCAAAGGAAUCGACCAGCUCACAGCUGACUGCCAGAGCAACCCCAACUUGGUCAUCAAUAGUAUUUUUCCGGUGUUUGAUGCCUUUAAAGCCAGGCUGCAAGAAUCAAACAGCAAGGUUAACUUGCACGCACUCGAGUCUCUACAGAAAAUCAUCCACUUGUUAAAGGACAACCUGUCCCAAGUGGUCAACAUCCUUGUCCCAGCAAUUGUCGACAAUCACCUCAACUCCAAAAAUAACGCCAUAUACUCUGCUGCUAUUGGAGCUAUUAAUGCACUUAUCUCAAAUCUUGAUAAUGUACUUCUUCUUCAGCCUUUCUGCACCAAGGCUCAGUUUUUAAAUGGCAAAGCAAAGGUGGAUCUUAUUCAAAAGGUUGCAGACCUUGUGAUGGAGCUGUACCCUCGCAAGCCCCAGAUGGUGGAGCAGAAGGUGCUACCCUUGCUGUGGCACCUUCUGGGUACCUCUACCCACAGCGGCACCAUUCAUGGCCGGGGCGGCAGCGUGAGGGGUGCUACUGCCAACCUGUGCCAAGCCCUUUACGCCCAGAUGGGGUCCAGCCUGAUGGAGUGUGCUGCCUCCCAGCCUGCCAAUGUCCAUAAAGGUUUAAACGAGGUCCUGAGGACCUUAUCUUAAAGGUAAAACAGGAUCCCAUCACAUCCAAAUGUUGGAAGAAGAUUUACACUGAUCUUACUUGAAGACAGAGAUGUUCUACAUUUCUUCCAGUGCCUGCACUUUUAUAUCAACAAAUAGAAAGUCCUUAAAAAAUAGGAGCUCUUAUUCUUAUCUCAGUGAGAUUUCCUCUGGUUCAGAAGCAUAGACGUUUGUAACAUACUGACAUCAGGUCUUACACAAACUCAACCUGCUCUCUCUGCACUUUGAAAAGGUAGCUCAUCAUGAUAGACAUCAUGACUCAUACAUUUCAUCAUCCAAUGAUUGUUGCUUUUUUCAUCAACUUAACAUGUACUGUAGACAAAUCAGAGACACUAUCACAGAAUGUAAAAUGAAAAUGCACAAAAAGUUGAAGACAGGGACCUGAAAGGUGUAUAUUUUGCUGUUUCAUCAAAUGUGAUGUGAUAAUUUCAAAUUGUCUCAUAUAGUUUUAAAGAUUUGUGAUUUAAAAUUAACAAGAAAAGUACAAAAGACUUUUGUACAACUCAAUUGUGUAUUUGCACAGUAUUAGCUUGAUCUGUAAUCGUAUGCUGUAUGGCGGUACAGUUUAUAAUUUAUCUAUUGUGUAACAGUUUUAAUGUCCUUUUAAUGAUGUGCUCAGCUGGUACAGUCUUCUUUUUUUUGCAUGACCAAAACUUGCUGGCAGGAUUAAAAUUGUGUAUAUUUUUGCUAUGAGAAUAUAUCUAUGUACACUGAUGCCUAGAUCAAGGUUGGGUUCCAAUCAUCUCUCCAGGGUUGGGACAGCUGGAAAGGAAAGAAGACCAGUUGUACGACAAUGUUUGCCUAAGAAACCGUGACGGUCCAGAUCUGAUUGUGUCUCAGUAUAGUGCCAGUCUUCAAGUAGCCUUUUAACUCAUCUAUUGUUAAAUUAUAUUGAACUUGUUUGUGAACAAGGCAAAGACAGAUUGAUAUAUUAAUAAAGUGUUUUAUUUCUGUAAAA